Molecule: messenger RNA, 836 nt
Organism: Capsella rubella
Lineage: Eukaryota; Viridiplantae; Streptophyta; Magnoliopsida; Brassicales; Brassicaceae
Product: peptidyl-prolyl cis-trans isomerase FKBP20-2, chloroplastic
Exons: 7
Coding region: 51-779 (242 amino acids)
Molecular function (GO): peptidyl-prolyl cis-trans isomerase activity
Source: RefSeq, a predicted model, not a curated record
ACAACUUGGGAUAAAACUGGAUUCUGCAGGAAUCGCCGGGGGGAGAAGCUAUGGUGAUGAUUUUAUCUACUCCGCUCAAUCCAAGACUUACAGUUCUAUGUGAAACAAAACUGUCGUUAUCUCGUAGCAAACGCUCGGUAUGUUGUUCACUGAGUGAAGAACCAAAAGACCAAAGCUCGAGUCGGAGGAGUGUUGUUUAUCUAUUGGCUACUUCGCCGUGUUUGUUGUUUCCGGUGUUAUCUUCAUCUGCGAAGACUAAAUCCAAGAGCCCUUAUGAUGAGAGACGGUUACUAGAACAGAACAAGAGGAUACAGAGAGAGAACAACGCUCCUGACGAAUUUCCAAACUUUGUUAGAGAAGGUUUUGAGGUUAAGGUUGUAGCUUCAGAUAAUUUCGUAAAGGCUGAUUCAGGCCUCAUAUAUCGGGAUUUCAAUGUUGGUCAAGGUGAUUGCCCAAAAGAUGGUCAGCAGGUGACUUUUCACUACAUUGGCUACAAUGAGUCCGGAAGGCGAAUAGAUAGUACUUACAUACAAGGCUCUCCUGCUAGAAUCCGCAUGGGAACCAAUGCACUUGUUCCUGGAUUUGAAAUGGGAAUUCGUGACAUGAAGCCCGGUGGGCGAAGAAGGAUCAUCAUCCCUCCAGAAUUGGGACCUCCGGUGGGACCUUCGACCUUCUUCAGCUCAAAGCAAUUUGAAGUUUUCGAUGUGGAGUUGCUCAGCAUCCAGAAUUGUGAGAGGAGGACAAUUAUAGGGUUCUACUCAGAUGUCACAUGCAGUUAACUUCCAAGUGAUCUGCAUGACUAAGCUUUUAUUGAAUCUGCAAAGAAACAAGAAAAA